AUGGACCCCAACCUUGACCUUUUGUUUAAUUUUGGGCAAGAAGAUUUAGGUCUGGGGCCGAUGGGGUCUCAGCUCUCCCAGGUGGGUCUUGACCCCCCGGCUCACCCCAAUAUUCCCUUUUCUCCCCCCGCAGGGCUGCGGGUGGCCGUGACCCUGGUGGAGUCCGGGGGUGACCUCAAGGCCCCGGGGGAGUCCCUGAGGCUCCUCUGCCGCGCCUCCGGCUUCACCUUCGGCAGCUACUCCAUGUUCUGGGUGCGCCAGAGCCCCGGGAAGGGGCUGGAAUUCGUCGCUGGGAUCCAGAGUGAUGGUGCCAACACCUACUACGCGCCGUCGGUGCAGGGCCGGUUCACCAUGGCCAGGGACAACGGGCAGAGCUCGGUGACGCUGCAGAUGAACAACCUCAGGGAGGAGGAUUCCAGCACCUAUUUCUGCGCCAGAAGUGCUGAUGCUGGUGGUGCUGGUGCUGGUGGUAUCGACCCCUCUGUCGUUGACCACAAAUUUCACCAGAAUACCCCAAAUCGCAAACGUCGACUCAAAAUCUCAACCUUGGCGAAGGUGAAGCCGGAGGCGCGGCAGAGGAGCCGCAGGGACUCCCCCGGGGCCUUGAGGUCACCCCCGGACUCCACCAGGGUCCGGCCCUCCGGCUUCACCUUCGGCAGCUACGACAUGAACUGGGUGCGCCAGAGCCCCGGGAAGGGGCUGGAGUGGGUCGCUGGGAUCAGGAACGAUGGUGGUACCACCGGCUACGCGCCGUCGGUGCAGGGCCGGUUCACCAUCGCCAGGGACAACGGGCAGAGCUCGGUGACGCUGCAGAUGAACAACCUCAGGGAGGAGGAUUCCAGCACCUAUUUCUGCGCCAAAAGUGCUGUUGGUGGUUCGAAUAAUGGCGAUGGUAUCGACGCCCUUGUUGGGGUCCCCACGUGUCCCCAAAGGCCAGACCCUCCCCCCAAACCUCCAGUCUUUUGA
Molecule: messenger RNA, 966 nt
Organism: Pipra filicauda (Wire-tailed manakin)
Lineage: Eukaryota; Metazoa; Chordata; Aves; Passeriformes; Pipridae
Biological process (GO): phagocytosis, recognition; B cell receptor signaling pathway; innate immune response
Cellular component (GO): blood microparticle; external side of plasma membrane; immunoglobulin complex, circulating
Molecular function (GO): immunoglobulin receptor binding; antigen binding
Source: RefSeq, a predicted model, not a curated record